Messenger RNA from Aspergillus affinis, 2694 nucleotides. RefSeq names its product DNA replication licensing factor MCM7. Gene Ontology annotation, biological process: DNA replication; DNA replication initiation; DNA strand elongation involved in DNA replication. Gene Ontology annotation, cellular component: MCM complex; nucleus. NCBI's taxonomy places the organism in Eukaryota, Fungi, Ascomycota, Eurotiomycetes, Eurotiales, Aspergillaceae. The record is from RefSeq and is a predicted model, not a curated record. Bases 1 to 2694 code for a protein of 897 amino acids. The transcript has 5 exons. Gene Ontology annotation, molecular function: ATP hydrolysis activity; single-stranded DNA binding; single-stranded DNA helicase activity.
AUGCCCGUUGGCCGAGGCGGCCCGCCUCGUGCUCUUCGGACCGAGACAUUAUCCGCUCCGGAACACGUGCCUGGCGGCCAUGUCGGGUCCGGACUAGCGCAUCUUCCGGAAUGGGCGACGCGUCACUUUCGCGUCGCGACGUGUUGGGCGCCUAAGGCCAGCGCCCGCCCGGGCGGCUCUGCAGAGAUCCACCACCACCACAGACUAACUUCUCUUCUCCGAGAAAUCCACCAAGAGUGCAAAGCAACCGCUUCCUUUGGCUUCCGGUCCAUGCGAUUUUACGCCCCUGUCGAUUAUGCGGCGCAAUUAGACGCCUUCAAGGACUUCCUGCAGCACUUCAAAAGCUUUGCAUCGUCCGACGCCUCCGCUGCGACCGAAGCGAUUGAAGAUCUGCACAUCGAUGGAGAUCGCACCAGCGACGAGUAUGACUUUAUGGAUGAUGCGGAAGAUGGUGAAGGGAGAGAGGGAGCUGACCGUAGACGCCGCCAACCAAAGCUCAAAUACAUGCAGAUGUUGCAGGAUGUAGCCGACCGAGAGCGGUCGAGUAUCCUCAUCGAGCUGGAUGACCUGGCUACCUUCGAAAAAUCACUCCCCGAGGACACCGACCUGAAGCUCGUCGAUUCCGUGCAGAAGAACACCAAGCGAUAUGUCGAUGUUUUUUCGUCCGCUGCCGACGCCGUUAUGCCCAAGGAAACUAAGGAGAUUACGUUCAAGGACGACGUUCUGGAUGUUAUCAUGUCGCAACGCGACAAACGAAACGAGGCUAUGAACAUGGCCAUGGAGGCCGAUAUGGAUGCAGUCACCGAACCCUCGAUAUUCCCCCCGGAAUUGACCCGUCGAUACACCUUGAAUUUCAAGCCCCUCACUCCUUCGGGGUCCAGCAGUGAGCGCGAGGGCAAGGCUCUUGCCGUCCGGAAUGUGCGGGCUGAGCAUCUCGGUAGCUUGAUCACCGUCCGCGGUAUCACCACUCGUGUCUCGGACGUCAAACCUGCCGUUCAAAUUAACGCCUAUACUUGUGAGCGCUGCGGAUCUGAGGUUUUCCAACCGAUCACUACGAAGCAGUUCAUGCCCCUGACGGAAUGUUUGUCGGAAGAGUGCAAGAAGAACAACAGCAAGGGACAGUUGCUCCUCUCCACUCGUGCCUCCAAAUUUAUUCCCUUCCAGGAGGUGAAAAUCCAGGAGAUGGCAGACCAGGUGCCAGUCGGCCAUAUCCCUCGAACUAUGACCAUCCACUGCCAUGGAAGUCUCACUCGACAAGUGAAUCCCGGUGAUAUAAUCGAUCUUGCAGGAAUCUUCCUGCCUACCCCUUACACGGGUUUCAGGGCUAUCCGCGCCGGUUUACUCACUGACACCUACAUCGAGGCCCAACACGUCACCCAGCACAAGAAGUCUUACAACGAGAUGGCCAUGGACAGCCGAACUCUUCGGAAGAUUGAGCAAUACCAGAAGUCUGGAAACAUGUACGAGUACCUGGCACGGUCGAUUGCUCCCGAGAUCUACGGUCAUCUUGAUGUGAAAAAGGCACUGCUUCUUCUCCUCAUUGGAGGUGUCUCGAAGGAGAUGGGCGACGGUAUGCGUAUUCGUGGAGAUCUCAACAUUUGCCUGAUGGGUGAUCCUGGUGUUGCCAAAUCUCAAUUGAUGAAGUACAUCGCCAAGGUUGCUCCUCGCGGUGUGUACACGACCGGUCGAGGAAGCAGUGGUGUCGGUCUCACGGCUGCCGUGAUGAGGGACCCGGUGACGGAUGAGAUGGUGCUGGAGGGUGGUGCGCUGGUCCUGGCCGAUAACGGUAUUUGCUGUAUUGAUGAAUUCGACAAGAUGGACGAUUCAGACCGGACUGCCAUCCACGAAGUGAUGGAACAGCAGACAAUUUCCAUAUCCAAGGCUGGAAUCACCACCACGCUCAACGCUCGCACGUCUAUCCUGGCGGCCGCUAACCCUCUCUAUGGAAGAUACAACCCCCGUAUUUCUCCGGUGGAGAACAUUAACCUUCCCGCUGCAUUGCUUUCGCGUUUCGAUAUCAUGUUCCUUAUCCUUGACAAGCCUUCGCCCGAGGGCGACGAAGAACUGGCACACCACGUCACCUAUGUUCAUAUGCACAACAAGCACCCCGAGACCGAGGAUGCCGGUAUUAUGUUCACUCCCCACGAGGUCCGUCAGUACAUCGCCAAGGCGCGCACCUACCGACCGGUUGUCCCGUCGACCAUUUCCGAUUACAUGGUCGGGGCGUACGUGCGGAUGCGAAAGGACCAGAAGACCGACGAGGCCAACAAGAAGCAAUUCACUCACGUCACCCCCCGUACUCUGCUGGGUGUUGUCCGUCUUUCGCAGGCUCUCGCGCGUCUUCGUUUCAGCGAUGUCGUCGUCACUGAGGACGUCGACGAAGCUCUGCGCCUUGUCGAGGUCGGCAAGUCAUCCUUGUCCAGCGAUGGCCACAACGGCGGUGACCUGAGCCCCACCAGCAAGAUCUACAACCUGAUCCGCCACAUGCGCGACAGCGGUGCUGCUGCCAUUGGAGAUGGCGAGGAGGGUGCGCUCAGCAUGCGCAGAAUCCGGGAGCGGGUUCUCGCGAAGGGCUUCACGGAGGAUCAGUUGACGGUGGCUAUUGGCGAGUAUGAGAGUGUCAAUGUCUGGCAAGUUCUUGGAGAUGGUACACGCUUGGUGUUCCUUGAGAUUGAUGACGAGAUGGCUGAGUGA